UCGGAUAUGAAACCCCGUAACGGGCUCCUUGGCACCGGCGACCCACACGAGUAAACCGCCCUGCCUUUCGUUGGUCGACAUUGUUUCUGCUGCGAUUUUGGUACUUGUUGGGUUGUGUUGUGAAGAAUCGAGAAUGGCGGAUCUUAUUGCAGGGGCGGCCGUAGGACUAAUAUUUUCAGAGCUGUAUAAGGCCGUUGAGAAUCUGAUACAAAAGAAUAAGAAGUUCCGCACCCACCUUACAGCAAUCAAGGCCACCGUAGACUCUUUGAAACCAUUGAUCGACCAGACGGAGAAGCAAAACAAGGAACUGAAUCUCUCAAACGAGGAGACAGAUAAGUUGAAAAACAUAAUCUCCGACGGCAUAAAACUGGUCGGCGACUGCUCCAAGAAGCCAAAGUUGUACAGUACGGCACACUAUACAGCUAAGCUCACCAAAUUGGACGAGGAUCUCAAAGGGAAGUUGGAAAUAAUCAAGGUGCAGGGGCUGAGGGAUGUGAAGGAGACGCUGAUUAUUGUUACGGAAAUAAAGAAGUUGAUCAACCAAUUACAAGCCUCGUGGUUAUUAUUGGUGCUCAUAAUUUUUGUUAUUUUGGUAACUAGGGUCAUGUUUAGUGUUCCUGGAGGAGUGAGAGAGCAGCAGCUUGCAACAUCAUUGGCGUCAGUGCCUGACGGCGGUAUAAUAUUGUCCCGUCCGGCGCGGUUGCAGUUAGGUUAUUUUGUGGUCUGGUUAUUUGGAAAACUUCUUGUGUAUGCCGUCUAUGUGGUCUUCGUUUUUAUGGCCAUUGGGAUCGUCUGUAUUUGCGUCGAAGCUAUUCAAGAUCAGUAUCGACUGGGUUUCUCUGGCCUGAAGCUCCCGGAAUGGGAUGAGCUUCGGGAAUUGGCUAAGAUAAUUGUCGGGCUGUGUAUGUUCCUCUAUCUUCUUAAGGGUCUUUUGGGGUUGACCAACUGGAUUAAUCAUCAACUGUGAUUCCAUGAAAUUGAAUUGAGUUGAAAUUGAGUUAGGUGUUGGGCUUUUAUUUGCUAUCUUUUGGUUAUUUUCAGUAGACUUGAGUUGUUUUCGGCUGGCCGUGGCCUUUUGGAUUUGGGCCUCAUUAUUAAUUUAAU
Molecule: messenger RNA, 1104 nt
Organism: Prunus avium (sweet cherry)
Lineage: Eukaryota; Viridiplantae; Streptophyta; Magnoliopsida; Rosales; Rosaceae
Source: RefSeq, a predicted model, not a curated record